Messenger RNA from Achroia grisella, 885 nucleotides. RefSeq lists its product as uncharacterized. Gene Ontology annotation, molecular function: odorant binding. Gene Ontology annotation, biological process: sensory perception of smell. Lineage: Eukaryota; Metazoa; Arthropoda; Insecta; Lepidoptera; Pyralidae. The record is from RefSeq and is a predicted model, not a curated record. The transcript has 8 exons. Bases 36 to 857 code for a protein of 273 amino acids.
UUGUGUUGUUUUACUGCAGUGAUACUGUUGUAACAAUGUCUAAUGUAUUGAAAGUUGUGUUUUCUAUUAGUAUUCUUGUCUGGGUGUUUGCUCAGGCUGAUCCCAUAGACGAUUUGAAAAAGGAAUACGCGAGUUUAGUUAUGGAAUGUGUAGCUGUAUACCCCAUAACUGUUGAAGAAGUAGAACUGAUGAAGAACGGGACGCUGCCCAAAAAUACAGAAGUGAACUGCCUUCUGGCGUGUGCAUAUAAGAAAACAGGAAUGAUGGAGGAAAAUGGAAUGCUAUCAAUUGAAGGUAUAAAUAAGCAGACGGAGAAGUAUUUCUCUGAUAAUCCAGAGAAAAUGAAGAAAGCACGUGAAUUUAUAGACGCAUGCAAAGGCGUGAAUGAUGAAGCUGUAUCUGAUGGAGAAAAAGGUUGCGAUCGAGCUGCACUGAUCUUCACUUGCACAGCAGAAAAAGCGCCUGGGGCAAAAACGGACGACGAAAUCAAGGCGGAUUUCAUAAAACUAGUAAUGCAAUGUACGAGCGAGCACCCAAUAGACAUGAGUGAGUUGACACAGCUUCAGAAACUAAUUGUGCCAAAGAAGCCCGAGGUUAGAUGCCUACUCGCCUGCGCUUACAGGAAGGAAGGUAUUAUGACCAGCAAAGGUACAUAUGACAUAGAUCAUGCAUACAAAAUGGCGGAAGAAAAUGCCAACGGCGACGACAACCGGAAAGAAAAUGCGAAGAAACUGGCUGAUAUUUGUGUGAAAGUGAAUGACAGUGAAGUAAGUGAUGGAGAAAAGGGCUGCGACCGAGCGGCGCUUUUAUUGAAAUGUCUUAUCGAUAAUGCUCCUAAGCUGGGAUUCAAACUGUAGAACUAAGAAUACUCCAAGAACGUGAUGC